AUGUUAACAUUACUAAAAAGGAAGCCGGAGUUGCCCUGGGGUUAUAUUAAUGUAUUUAUAAAGAUCCAAGGAAAAUUAGAACCUCGUGAUCAGACAAAACCUUGGUCCCUCAUCUCCUACGGUUUUCAGCACAUCCCAGAACAAGGGCCUGCAUUGCGUUCUUCUUCUGAAAUGAAGUUGCUAGUUUUGGAUUUGCAGCUUUUCUUUCUGCACUGUGGUUGUUCUGACAGCAGGAUCUUGGAAAGAAAAAUGUUGUGGAGAAAUAUAAACAGUAUUCCAAAACCCAGUUCUGCAGUUAAGCUGAACACAGAACAUCAUGGGAAAGUGAUGAUGGACAAUGGCAUAGUCCAUGUCACCCUGUCAAGACCAGAGGGGAAUGUUGUGGGAAUAUCAUAUGAGGGAAUCGAAAAUGUACUAGAAUCUCGCAAUGAUGAACAAGACAGAGGGUAUUUCGAUGUAGUUUGGAAUAAACAAGGAAAAGACAAUAAUUAUCAUCAGAGAAUCGAGGGGACAAAGUUUACAAUCGUAGCAGAAGAAAAAAAUCAAGUGGAGGUUUCGUUCACCACAACAUGGACAUCUUCCAUGGAAGGCAAAAGCGUCCCCAUCAACAUAGACCGAAGGUAUAUAUUGCGACGAGGAAGUUCUGGAUUUUACUCUUACGUUAUAUUCGAUCGUCCAGAAGGAUUUCCAGCAGUCCAGGUUGAGCAAAUCAGGACUGUUUACAAGCUUCAGGAAGACAGGUUCCAUUAUAUGGCUAUCUCAGACACUAGGCAAAGAUACAUGCCAACAAUGGAAGAUAGAAAAAGAGGGAAAACUUUAGCUUAUCCUGAAGCUGUUCUCUUAACCAACCCAUCCAACGAAAUCUUUAAAGGAGAGGUGGACGACAAAUACCAGUACGCUUGUGAGAAUAAGGACAGCAGAGUACAUGGUUGGAUUAGCAUCAAUUCUAAUGCAGCCAUGGGGUUCUGGUUAAUAACACCCAGCAACGAGUUUCGCAAUGGCGGGCCCAUCAAGCAGGAUCUUACUUCUCAUGUGGGCCCCUUUACUCUCUCCAUGUUUAUGAGCAUGCACUUGGCUGGGAAGGAGGCAGCCAUGGAAUUUCAAGAAGGGGAGACCUAUAAGAAGGUUUUUGGCCCUGUUUUUGUGUAUCUUAACUCCAUUUCGAGCAAUGCCAAUGCACAAACGCUCUGGCGAGAUGCUGUACAACAAAUGUCGAAGGAAGUCCAAAGCUGGCCUUACGAUUUCCCAAAGUCACAAGAUUACAUUCCACCCACCAAACGUGGAAGUGUGACUGGAAGAUUACUGGUUCAAGAUCGGUAUAUCGAAGGAGGCAGGUUCCAAAAUGCUAACUCGGCUUAUGUUGGUUUAGCUUUGCCUGGUGAUGCAGGAUCAUGGCAAACAGAAAGCAAGGGUUAUCAGUUCUGGACUCAAGCUGACAAAGAGGGCUAUUUCGCGAUAAAGAAUGUUAUCCCAGGAAAGUAUAAUUUGUUUGCUUGGGUUCCAGGCUUUAUUGGUGAUUAUAAAUAUAAUACAACAAUCACCAUCACGCCAGCGUGUCGGAUCAAAUUAGGUUUUCUUGUAUAUAGUCCUCCAAGAAAUGGUCUUACCGUUUGGGAAAUUGGAGUGCCAGAUCGGUCAGCAGCAGAAUUCUAUAUCCCGGACGCAAAUCAUGAACUCCUGAACAAAUUAUACAACAAUCGUCCCGAAGAAAAGUUUAGACAAUAUGGAUUGUGGGAACGCUAUGCUGAAUUGUAUCCAAAAAAUGAUCUGGUUUACACUGUUGGUGUUGACUCUCAUGAUAAGGAUUGGUUCUUUGCUCAUGUUACAAGGAACAUAGGAGAUAGCAGAUAUCAGCCAACUACAUGGAAGAUUAAAUUUGAACUUCGAAGACGGAAUCUGUUAGUAGGAAAUUACACCCUACGACUGGCUUUAGCAUCAGCCACUAGUUCUAAAUUGCAGGUUUGGAUCAAUGAGCAAGGUGAGAAGCGUCCCCUAUUUCAAACUGGAUUGUUAAGAGGAGACAAUGCCAUAGCAAGGCAUGGAAUCCAUGGACUGUAUUGGUUGUUCAGCAUCGAUGUUCCAAGCGAUCGUUUAGUAGAAGGCAACAAUACUAUCUAUUUGAAACAGCCACUUGCCAUUAGUCCUUUCCAAGGACUUAUGUAUGACUAUAUCCGUCUAGAGAGACCUUCCAAUCUAAGAAUUUGA
Neltuma alba is the source of this 2205-nucleotide messenger RNA. RefSeq names its product probable rhamnogalacturonate lyase B. The record is from RefSeq and is a predicted model, not a curated record. Gene Ontology annotation, molecular function: catalytic activity; carbohydrate binding. Gene Ontology annotation, biological process: carbohydrate metabolic process. Bases 1 to 2205 code for a protein of 734 amino acids. The transcript has 16 exons. NCBI's taxonomy places the organism in Eukaryota, Viridiplantae, Streptophyta, Magnoliopsida, Fabales, Fabaceae.